This is a messenger RNA of Anas platyrhynchos (mallard), 3652 nucleotides long. RefSeq names its product cyclin and CBS domain divalent metal cation transport mediator 1 (gene CNNM1). Lineage: Eukaryota; Metazoa; Chordata; Aves; Anseriformes; Anatidae. Gene Ontology annotation, biological process: magnesium ion homeostasis; transport. The record is from RefSeq and is a predicted model, not a curated record. Gene Ontology annotation, cellular component: plasma membrane. Gene Ontology annotation, molecular function: transmembrane transporter activity.
CCCCCCGGCCCACGUGUGCCGCGCCGUGCCGUGCCGCGCCGUGCCGUGCCGCGCCGGCUCCCCGCUGCAGUCCCGGUGCGGCGGCGGGCGCUGCGGCAUGGCGGCGGCGGGCCCGGGGCGCGGCGGCGGCUGGGGCCGGAGCCGUGGCGCCGUGCUGCUGCUCUUCUUCUCGCUGUCGCCGCGGCCGCCGGCCGGGGCCGCCUGGCUGCUGGGGCUGCGGCCCGAGGACACGGCGCCGGGCCGGGUGUCCCUGGAGGGCGGCGCGGUGCAGGCGGCCGAGGGCAGCCGCUUCUUGCUGCGCCUCUACUUCCAGCCGCCCCCCGAGGGCAACGGCAGCCGCGGGCCGGCGGGCGAGCGGGAGCCGCGGCUGGUCUUCAUCGAGGAGGCGGCGGCGGCGCCGGGGGGCAAGGCGGCGGCGGGGGCGGCGGCGGCGGGGGGGGCGCGGGGCCCGGCGGAGCGGUGCCGGGAGCGCAGCGCCUGGGCCUCGGACGUGGAGGUGGUGGGGCCGCUGCGCUCGGGGGGCGCGGCGGGCUCGGCGCUGGCCGAGGUGCGGGUGCGGGAGCCCCGCAAGGGCGAGGCGGCGGCGGCGGCGCCGGGCGGGCGGCUCUUCUCGCUGUGCGCCUGGGACGGGCGCGCCUGGGCGCACCACGGGGCGGCGGGGGGCUUCUUGCUGCGGGUACGGCCGGCAGCCCCCGCGCUGGGCGCCUGGCUGCUGCCGCUGCCCGAGGCCGGCUGGCUGCGGGCGCUGGGCGCCCUGCUGCUGCUGGGGCUGUCGGCGCUGUUCAGCGGGCUGCGGCUCUCGCUGCUGUCGCUGGACCCGCUGGAGCUCCGCGUCCUGCGCAACAGCGGCUCGGCCGCCGAGCGGGAGCAGGCGCGGCGGGUGCAGGCGGUGCGCGGCGGCGGCGGCACCUACCUGCUGUGCACGCUGCUGCUGGGCCAGGCCGGGGCCAACGCGGCGCUGGCCGGCUGGCUCUGCGCCUCGCUGCCCGGCGGAGGGCCGGCGGCGGCGGCCGGAGGGCCGCGGGGAGCGCCCUGGCUGCCGGUGCUGCUGUGCGCCGCCGCCGUCUUCCUGGGCGGCGAGGUGCUGCCCUACUCGGUGUGCUCGCGGCACGGGCUGGCCAUCGCGUCGCGCACCCUGUGCCUCACCCGGCUGCUGAUGCUGGCCGCCUUCCCCCUCUGCUACCCGCUCAGCCGGCUGCUGGACUGGGCGCUGCGGCAGGAGCUGAGCGUCUUCUCCACGCGGGAGCGGCUGUUGGAGACGCUGCGCGCCGCCGGCCCCCACGGCGACCUGGUGCGGGAGGAGUUGGCCAUGGUGCAGGGCGCGCUGGAGCUGCGCACCAAGGUGGUGGAGGACGUGCUGACGCCGCUGGCCGACUGCUUCAUGCUCCGCGCCGACGCCGUGCUCGACUUUGCCACCGUCUCCGAGAUCCUCCGCUCCGGCUACACCCGCAUCCCCGUCUACGAGGGCGACCGGCGCGACAACAUCGUCGACCUGCUCUUCGUCAAGGACCUGGCCUUCGUCGACCCCGACGACUGCACCCCGCUGCAGACCGUCACCCGCUUCUAUCGCCGCCCGCUCCACUGCGUCUUCAACGACACGCGCCUCGACACGCUGCUCGAGGAGUUUAAGAAGGGGAAGUCCCACCUGGCCAUCGUGCAGCGGGUGAACAACGAAGGGGAAGGAGACCCGUUCUACGAGGUGAUGGGCAUUGUCACCCUGGAGGAUGUCAUUGAGGAGAUCAUCAAGUCCGAGAUCCUGGAUGAGACGGAUCUGUACACGGACAACCGCAAAAAGGAGCGUGUGCCCCACCGGGGCCGCAAGCCCCAGGACUUCUCCAUCUUCAGGCUCUCGGACAGCGAGAUGAAGGUGAAGAUCUCCCCCCAGCUCCUCCUGGCUACGCAUCGAUUCAUGGCGACAGAAGUGGAGCCCUUCAAGUCCCCCUACCUCUCCGAGAAGAUCCUGCUGCGGCUCCUCAAGCACCCCAACGUCAUCCAGGAGCUCAAGUACGACCGUAAGAACAAGAAGGCUGCCGAGCAUUACCUCUACCAGCGCAACCGCCCCGUCGACUACUUCGUUCUCAUCCUGCAGGGAAAAGUGGAGGUGGAGGUUGGCAAGGAAGGGCUGCGGUUUGAGAACGGGGCGUUCACCUACUACGGCGUCCCUGCCAUUAUGGCCAUCGUCUCCUCAGAUAGCGACGUGCGGAAAGUGAGCAGCCUGGCUGGGUCCUCCUUCCUGCUGCCUGUCUCGGUGUCCCGUACCUUCGCCUUCAGCAGAGGGGACUCCCUGGCUGGCUCACCAGUGAACCGGUCACCCUCGCGGUGCAGUGGGCUCAACCGCUCCGAGUCCCCAAAUCGGGAGCACAAUGACUACGGGGGCAGCACCACGCAGCUCUACAGCAGCAGCAACAACAUCUACACUCCCGACUACUCCGUGCACAUCCUCUGUGACGUCCAGUUUGUCAAGGUCACCCGGCAGCAGUACCAGAACGCACUGGUGGCCAGCCGCAUGGACAGCUCGCCCCAGUCCCCCGACAUGGAGGCCUUUGACAGGGACUCAACCAAGGCUUCGACCGCUCGGGGCACCCCGCAGACACCCAAGGAGGAUGCUACCGCCCUCCUGAACGAGAGGAACAGCAUCAUGUGCAGCCGGCCCGAGGGGCAGCGCAGUCCCAGCGACUCUGUGUGCCUGCGCAUGGAGGCCAUCCCCUUCAUCCAGGAGGAGCUGCCUGAGCACGAGGACAACAGCAAGCAGCAGGACAGGGAGUGCUGCGGCACCGGGCUGGAGGCAGAGUCCUCGGGCAGGGAGGCUGGGACCGGCUCCUCUCCCAGCAGCAACGAGGAGACCCUGGGCAAGAGGCUGCUGAGAUCGCUGAGUGGGCGCAGGCAACGCCAGUCUCCAGAAGGUGAGAAGGUGCCGGAGGAAAGCUCCAACCUCGCCCCGCUCAUCACCUGAGCAGCAGCGUGGCCGGAGCACGGUGCUGGAGGCCCAUGUGGACCAGAGGUCUGCAGCAUGGGGGUCUCCUGCCGCGAGGCUCACGUCCAACAGCAGCAGGUCUGCACUCGCUCGCUGCCCACCCGCCUGCCCGCGCCGCCCCUCCCUGCAGGCCCCAUCCCCAGGCGAGAAAGGAUGAGCCCCUGGGGGGGCCGAACCACCCAGGCGGCAGGGACCAGCUCACAGCAGCCCCGGGGCCCUCGCCCAGCUGCUGCCUGGUAGCAUCUGGUCCCGAGGAAGAGGUGGAGGAAGGAAAAGGGGAGAAGCGUUCCCUGCGGCAGCGCAGGGAGGGGCGGCCCGACCCGAACUGCCCUCAGCAUCAUUGCCCAUCCCCAUCCCCGCGAGGCCCGGAGCCCCUCGGUGCCGGGCGCUGCACGGACGUGGUCUCCGCCGUCAGGAGAAGAUGCUUUUUGGGGGGUGCCACGUGCAGCUCAGGGCCCCAGGACACGUUCGUGCCGUGCCCGGCGCCACACACAUCGCAGCACACGCUGACCAUCGCCGCAGCCCUCCCCGGGGGGGACGGCCGCUCCACGCCGCGCUCACCCGUCCUCCCCGUGAGGGAGGCUCGGGCCGAGCCCCCAGGGGGCACAGGCCAGGCCGUAGUUUUUGUAGAAGCUGACUGCAACGGGGAUAUCAGCAUUAAAGGUGAUUUCUCCCCGA